This is a messenger RNA of Gaeumannomyces tritici R3-111a-1, 300 nucleotides long. RefSeq lists its product as hypothetical. The record is from RefSeq and is a predicted model, not a curated record. NCBI's taxonomy places the organism in Eukaryota, Fungi, Ascomycota, Sordariomycetes, Magnaporthales, Magnaporthaceae. The annotation marks the transcript as partial. The transcript is spliced from 2 exons.
GGGCUCAAGAGGUGCUUGAGUAAGCAGAAUCUCGAGGAUCCCUCUCAAGAGGUCGGCUCUCUAUAUAGGCCUCCCUGUGGUCCGUUCAGAGCCUUCGGUCUGUUGUCACGGCGGUUAGACAGAGAGACCCCUCCCAUCUCUGCUAAAAAGCCAGAACAAUCAGGACUGGCUGCAGUGCACGUCAGGGCGCGCCACGCCGUAACAUCUGUUGGGCCUUGGCACAUUCAGGCAUCAAUUUCUUCUUGGCCCACGGCGAUCCUCCCUCGACCUACAUCGGUCCCAGGGGUAGUCCUCGUGUGA